AUGUGUGCCAAUUCCACUCCUCAGGCAGGAGUGGAAGACGCAUCCAGUGCGGAAAAGCGAGACAGUUGCCCAGCAGCGGCUGUGCCCGAUCUCACGACAGCCACCGAUGGUGUAAGUGAGGAGAGCCACGAAGCGGAGGUUCCCGUUUUCCCUCCUGUUUCUGAAGACGAGUUGAAUAGCUUGCCAGAUCGGGGCAGCCCGGAUGACGCGGGGGACACCCAAGAAAACCAUAAUCAUACCUCAUGCCGUUCUGGGGGGGGAGCAGAGCAGACGACACUUUCCCCGGCGACCGCGGGCGGCAACAGAGCCCCUAACGCACGGCGCGGGGGUUCUGGAAGAGCAACACGGGGAGCGAGGAGUUCCAAUCGCAACUCGGCAGGCCCCGGCUCAGCUGGUGGAGGGGCGACAGGCACCAAAGCGGUGGCAUCAAAGCCAGAACAAGAGCGCAUCCGCCAGUUGUAUGAUCCUCUUUGGAGGGAGUCCGAGCAGGAACUUCAGCUUGUCCUCGCGCAAGGGUUGCCGGAAGUGGACACGUUGACGAACCCUCAAGUGUACCUGGAACUGAAGCAGAAGCUCCUGCAGGCGCCGUCUUCGCCUCAGAGUUCCUCCGUAGAUGACGAGGAUGCCGGGAGCAGAACUGACAAUGAAGAUGCCUCUCUGAGUCCUCUGAAGCGACUUCUUCGGGCGCUUUGUGACGGAUCGAGUCUGCCGCUGUCGGCCCUUAUUGUCGAAGUUCAACGCGUUCUCCGCGAUAGCACUGACGGGUCGCCCACUGAAGACGUGACCGAUGAGACACUCCGAACGCUUCUUCCCGUGCUCCUGUCUCGAAGGAGCUUGGGGGUUCCUCGGCAGCGCGGAACUGGACUGAGUCCAGGGGGAACAGCGGCCGCAGGAAGUUCUGAGUCGCCACCUGCGGCGGCUUCGGCCUUGCCGCCGUCUGGUGCAUGUGCCGGCCCCGCCGCCACAGCGGGCAGUGGUGCCUCCUUCUCUUCCUCGCUCACAGACAAGAAUGAGGACGUGACUCCCAGCUCUCUCUGGGUCUGGGAAUCUGCGUUCCUCGAAGGCCUGCCUUCAGCCUUCAAAGAAAAGACGCGGAAGGAUCGAGACAAGCGCGGGAUGAUCUCUCGGAGAGUGCGCAGCCUGGUGCGGCUGCAACAGGCCAUCGAACAGGGUGUUGAAAAAGACAUUUUGGCGGCGAAAGAGAAAGCGGAGGCUCUGAAAAGAAAGGAGCAGCAAGAAGAGGAGAAGCGGCGGGAACAGGAGCUUCGCCGGCGACGGGCGGAGGAGGCCCGAGCGGAGCGGGAACGCGAGAAGCGUCAGCGGGAGGAUGCAAAGAAGGAGAAAGAGAAGGAGAAAGAGAAGAAGAAGCAAACUGUAGAGGAACAGGUGAAACAUCAAGGCUGCCAGAACAUGUGGGAGAAGAACUAUAUUCACUUUUUGCCUCAAAAUGCAACUGUGGUCGUCGAAGUUAAACAGACGCCGCCCCAGAAAGUGCCGCAGAAGACAGAAAGCAAGAAGGUGGUGAAAGACGCACAAGCGAUGAAGGGCCAGCAGAAUUUUAUGGUAUCGUGGCUGACGCGUAAACCGUCGCGGGUGUCUUCGCCGUCGAGUCCCUUCACAGGGUCCGCACCUGCGGCCGAAGCUUCGGCCGUAAAGCCAGUGGAGGGGAGCGAUUCGCCAACGACCAGUAUGACGCGCCCUGCGUCUUCUCUCGCUUCCCAGUCAAGUGCUACAUGCGACGAUCCCAUGGGGGAGGAAAAAGAAGAACAGCCGCCUGGAAGUGACGAUGUCUCUCUCGAGACGCGAAAGGCCGAAGACGCUGCACGCGCGAAGGCCGCCACAGAGGCGGAAAUCUGGAGAGUGCCCGAGGGAAAGCGACAGGAGUUCAUCGACAUCGUCCUCAGGCUGCCGCAGCCGCUGUCGCCCCUGUCUGCUUCGUCUUGCGAGUCGAUACCUUUCUUUGACAAUGAAGAGGCGGGAUGUGGCGUCAAUGCCGAGGAGCGCCUGACGGAGUUUGUGGAAGAAUUCGCUCUUCCUCACACGGCGACGCUGCGAAAAUUCCACACCUUUUGCGCCCAGAAUCGGCAAUUUGUUCACAAGCUUCCCGUCCAGACGCAGACGCCAGCUGCCACAGCUGCGCCCGCAGAGAGCAGCGGCGUGUUGAGUGGUUGGUCUGAGCAGUCUGCCGCUGGCGUCCGUUCCUACCAACAAGAAAUGCGAGAAAUCAAACAAGGUUUGACCCUCACCGAUUAUACAGACAACAGUCUUCGCGAUCUGCCCUACCUCCGGACUGCCUGGGUCAACUUGGAUGAGUGGAAGCGCCCCGUUCGACGCCUGUUGCUUGGCAAGCAAGCGAAGAAGUCGAGUGCGUGCGAGCAGUGGGCUGAAGAGAGCUGCAUUGACUACGAUCGCGAUAGUGACGAGGAGUGGUUUGAGAAUUUCGAUGUCGACGACUUGGACGAAGGAAAAGACGAGGAAGAAGAAGAGGAGCUGGAGGGAGAAGAAGACAAAGACUGGCUGGUAGAAGAUGACGACGAAGGAAGCGGUGCUGGUCGAACGGGCUUCGGACACUCCGUCCGCUUUGAGUCUAUUUGCGACUGGCACUGGUCCUUCGAAGGAGAAGAAAAACCGAAUGCGCUAGAUGCAGGAGUAGAUCCCUUUUCCAUCAACUCCGUGCGCGACCGGAACUGGGUGAGCAUCUACGGAUGUGUCGUCGAUGACUGGGGCGGGAAGCCGUUCGAGAAGCUCGAGGCCGCUGUUUCCGCGACAAGCCAGAGGAAGAAAAUGACUGACGAAGAGCUGUGCAGUCUCUUCAAGUUUUCCCACGCGAAAAAAGACUCCAAGACGAAGCUCAUCGCCGAUUUCCACAAACUAAAUAAGCAUCUGACGAAGGCGGAUUUGGAGCGGAGAUUCAAAGAGCAUAUUGUAUACGAACGACGGCCGGAAGACAAACAGAAGAGAUGGUAUGUUUCAGCUGAGGCGACGGAGGCUUUCAAUCUCAAGGAAGACCUGGAGUCGAUAGCAGCUGUAAUUCUGUCAGAGGAAUCAUCCAGUCAAUCCCCACCAACUCAGCAGUCGACAGACGCCGCGUCGUCAGCAAGCAGCUUCGACGGCCCUCGGGUACCGAAUUCGGGGAACUCAUCCAAUUCUCCGCAAGGAUCGGAGAGCUCUGAAGCUGCCAAUUCCGAGUCUUCAUCUGGAGUACCUAGUGCAGGAACUGGAGUUCAGGGAAAGGGCGGAGGCUCACAGCGCACUGGCGUCGUUCCUGGGCCUUCUGUGCUCGUACAGAUUCUCCGGCAGACUCCUGAAGUGGGUGCUGGUGGUGCAAAGAAACCACGGAUACAGGACGCGAGCAUGAGUGAACCUGCGAACGCAGUCUCGGUAGCUGCCCAAAGUGCAUACAGGGCGGACGGUCAAUUGUGUCCGGGCGUAGCAUCAUCUGCUCCACUCCCGCCAGCAGCUCCGUCCCGCAGCCGUGCUCAAAGAGAGGACGAAGGAAACGGAACGAAGUCUAGAAUGGAUCAGCAUGCAGGCGAGUUGGCCGGCGGAGCCCCCACUAAUUCCGAUCAGUGUGACCCAUUUCGGGAUCUGGACCCCUUCGCCUCAGCCACAGCAACAGCUCUGGUGGCAGCAUUUUCUGCAGAAGCUGCGGCACUGACUGCUGUCGAACAAGAUUGUCCUGGUAGUUCAGCAUCUGCAGUUCAUGUUGCCGCUGCUGCAAUGGCGGCGGCCACACUAGCAAGAGAGAUGGCUGCGAGUAUGGCGGAAACACAGGAACCGCUCGAAGGGCGUGUCGGAUUUGCCGGUAGGAAAGCUCUGAGGAUCCUACAGAAUGGGAACGAUGGCACGCACGAAGGUGGGAGAGAAUCAGAAAAUAUACGCGCCGUGAUUGGUCCAGCUGGCACUUGCGACGCUGGAACUCCGACAGAGGUCUGGAGGCUGAACCGGGGGGGCAGCGGUGUGUCUGGCGAAAACGAGGGAGCGACUCCUCGACAGACUAGGAAACCUUCUACAAGGAGUGAUGACGCUGAAGACCCGGACGAUAGGCCCGUUUGGGGAAAGCGACGAAGAAGUGAUGGGCAGGAGGACGCGUCGGGUUGUGGAUCGUCGCCCGGGAGUUCAGUUGGCACGACAAAGAAAGUGAAACGGGGGUCGGCAGGGACGGCAACGAGCGUGGUACCUGUAAAAGGCCCCCCGCUGAAGAACACUCUGAUAACACAAUUUUUCCGAACGGUGCCAACCGGCGAGAAGCGUUCACCGGAGGGACCUGCGGAAACACCAUCUUGA
Molecule: messenger RNA, 4287 nt
Organism: Neospora caninum
Lineage: Eukaryota; Apicomplexa; Conoidasida; Eucoccidiorida; Sarcocystidae
Exons: 14
Coding region: 1-4287 (1428 amino acids)
Source: RefSeq, a predicted model, not a curated record